AUGCGGCUGUGCAACAAGAAGCUCCCGGCGGCGCGGCGGCGCUGCGCGGUGCUGCUCGGCUCCCUGCUGCUGGCCGCCGCCGUGGCGCUGCGCGGAAUCGCCCUACCCUGCCGCGACGCCCAGCCGCGCUGCCGGGACCGCCUGUACGGGGCGCUGCGCCUGGAGCCCCGCUGGAAGCUCGACUGCGCGGGGGUGGUCCGCGGGGACGAGGAGGCGGUACGGGACGCCCUGGUGAGCAACCUGGAGGUGAGGAACAAAAGGCAACCCCUGAGCCCCGAGGAGUACCUGAACAUGACGAAGGACUGCCGCAGCUUCAAGGAGGGCCGGCGCUACAUCGAGUUCCCGCUGAGCGAGGAGGAAGCCGACUUCCCCAUUGCCUACUCCAUGGUCAUCCACCACAAGAUCGAGAUGUUCGAGCGGCUCCUGCGCUCUCUCUACGCGCCGCAGAACGUCUACUGCGUCCACGUGGACGGCAAGGCUCCCGCCGCCUUCCAGCAGGCCGUGCGGGCCAUCGCCGCCUGCUUCCCCAACGUCUUCGUGGCCAGCCGCCUGGAGAGCGUGGUGUACGCCUCCUGGUCCCGGCUGCAGGCCGACCUCAACUGCAUGCAGGACCUGCUGCGGAGCCCCGUGCCCUGGCGCUACAUCCUCACCACGUGCGGCACCGACUUCCCCAUCAAGACCAACGCGGAGAUUGUCCGCGCGCUGCGGGUGCUGCAGGGGCAGAACAGCAUGGAGUCGGAGAAGCCGACGGCCUACAAGCGGGAGCGCUGGAAGUACCAGCACCUCGUGAAGACCUCCAUCUCCCGCACGGCCACGGAGAAGUCGCCGUCGCCGCUGCCCUCGCCGAUGUUCACGGGCAGCGCCUACAUCGCGGCCACGCGGGCCUUCGUGCGGCACGUGCUGGAGGACCCCGCGGCGCGGCGCUUCCUCGAUUGGGCCAAGGACACCUACAGCCCCGACGAGCACGUGUGGGCCACGCUGAACCGCGCGCCCGGCGUGCCCGGCGCCGUGCCGUACAGCGACAAGUUCCAGACGUCCGACAUGAACGCGCUGCCCCGCCUGGUCAAGUGGCAGUACCUGGACGGCGACACGAGCCGCGGAGCGCCCUACCCGCCCUGCACCGGCCGCUUCCAGCGCAGCGUCUGCGUCUACGGGGCCGGGGACGUGGCCUGGAUGCUGCGGCAGCGCCAACUCCUGGCCAACAAGUUCGACCCCGAAGUAGACGAUGCGGCCAUCCAGUGUCUCGAGAGCCACCUGCGCCGUAAGGCGCUCCUCGGCCGGGGGCUGUGAGCGGACCGCGGGCGGGGAUCCUUCCGCGACCCCCGAGGCGAAGGGUCGGCGCGCUCCGAGCGCGGGAGCGGCGGUGCUGUGGGGCGGAGGGGCCGGGACUCCGCCCGCCGCUGCCGGCUCCACACAGAGGCGGCCCCGGAGUUCUCCGGCGGCCGUCGUAAGCGGACGAGCGCGCUGUUUUUGCACUCCGCGUGCCGUCUGCUCGCAGAAGUGACGCCGAAGGUUCGCUGUUAGGUCACGAGACGAGCUGAGGCGAUGCAAUUAAUCGGACUGCCCGGCUGAACAUCGGCUGCUGCACCUGUUUCGGUCGCUCGGGAGCCCUCUGACUGCUAGCCGUAGCAAAAGUGCCGCAAGAGCUCCUGGGUGCUCCGUGCCCUGUACUCACCUGAGGAAAGCUGGCUGUGCCCUCCAGCCCUUCUGCACCUGCAGCACAGGCACAGGACAGCUGUGUGGAGAGUAGUGCACAGGCCCACCUUGUCUGCCUCCUUCCUGCCUUUUUCCUCCACCCAGAGAUUAGUUUUAUGCAGUGCUCUCCACAGUGUAACUGCCACAUCCAGGGGUGUGCUGGGCCUUAAGAAGAACAAAAACAUCCAGUGCAUUCUUUUUUUUACUUGAAGUUACUAUGAGCUAGUUACUGAAGUUACUGUAAGUUGGUCAACUUUUGUAUCUCACCACAGGCGCUUCACCCAGCUCUCCUUAAGGCCAGCUCCUUCCACACACCCAGCACAUCCUCACAGAGAGGCCGAGAGUUUAAUUCAGUUGCCUCUGUGCUGGUAGCAUUUUUUCCUUAAGAUUUUCUAAUCAGUGAACACUUUCAUCUUUAUAAAUUCAGCGUCUCGUGUGGGGAAUGACCAUCAGCCAAAGAACAUCAUCUAAAUGUAGCGAGCUGCUGAUUUCAGAAGCUCAAUUAUGACCAAAGCCGCGCAGUUCUUGGAAACACUGAUUUAAGAAAGAAGUGAUUAAAUGACUGACUUAACAAGGUGUGCUGCUGUAAUUUUGUUGGACAUUUUAAAAUGAAAUGAUAAAUGCUGAUUUUUGAAAUGGCGCAGUGAAGCAGCAGUGAUUGCUGUAGGCAAAAAAGGCAAGACAAGCUGUCAAAUUAACAA
Messenger RNA from Tympanuchus pallidicinctus (lesser prairie-chicken), 2396 nucleotides. RefSeq names its product glucosaminyl (N-acetyl) transferase 3, mucin type (gene GCNT3). Lineage: Eukaryota; Metazoa; Chordata; Aves; Galliformes; Phasianidae. Gene Ontology annotation, molecular function: acetylglucosaminyltransferase activity. Gene Ontology annotation, cellular component: membrane. The record is from RefSeq and is a predicted model, not a curated record. The transcript has a single exon. The coding region runs from base 1 to 1290 and encodes 429 amino acids.